CCCCGGGUGAUGAAUGAGGCGAGGGCGUGGCUGGCGGCCGCACGCGACUGCCGAGCUCGCCGUCACAACGUGAGAGCCCCCCCAACCCCCACCCCCAUGAGGCGGGGGAAGGAGCGGAGUCGCUGCUUUCCUCGGCGGCGCCGUAACGGCUGAUCGCCGCCGCCGCGUGUCCCUUUCUCCUCCAUGCACGGGAGGAGCUGCUGCCCCGCCAUCUGUUUCUUCCGCUCGCCGCCGCCGAGCGACCGUGGUAACCGAUUCCGGCUCUACGUCGGUGUGGGUGACCGAGCCGCCCCCGGCCGCCGCUCUCUCAGCAUGCCAUGGGCAACAGCUGGGCGGCGCAGUGGUGUUGCUGGGUCUUCCCGAGACGGGAAGCGGGACGGCUCCAACGAGGAGGAGGAGGAGGAGGAUCAAAGUACUUCAGGACAUGCUCAACAGGAGAACAUUUCACUAUAGAGUUUGAAAACCUAGUGGAAAGUGAUGAAGGUGAAAGUCCAGGAAGCAACCAAAGACCUCUGACAGAAGAAGAAAUUUCUGCUCUUCAAGAAAGGCAGUAUAAUUCCAUUGCUGAUAAACAAAGAACUUUAGAUGACAAGCUUCAAUCAGAGUUAGCCAUACAAGAGGAGAAGUUAAGAAUAGAAGAAGAGACUUUAUAUGCUGUGCAGCGUGAAAGAGCCAGGGCAGCAAAACAAAGAAAGUUCUUGGAGCAACAAAAGUUGCAGAGAAUAUCCCAGAAAGCAAUCCAUGGAGAUGCCCAAAGUUCUAUGGUAGAAGAAGACUUGGAUUCUUAUUUGAGAAAUGUAAAACUGCCAUAUGAAGCUUUCCGCACUAGUAGACUUUCAUCAGAUGCCACUGUUCUAACACCAAAUACAGAGAGCAGUUGUGAUUUAAUGACCAAAACCAAAUCUACAAGUGGAAAUGAUGACAGUAAUUCCUUAGAUUUAGAAUGGGAAGAUGAAGAAGGUAUUAACAGAAUGAUCCCUUUGAGAGAACGUUCAAAAACUGAAGAAGAUAUUCUCCGGGCAGCAUUGAAAUUUAAUGGCAAGAAAACUGGAAGUAACCCAACUUCUACAUCCGAUGAUUCUACUGGUUUGGAAUGGGAGAAUGACUUCGUUAGUGCAGAAAUAGAUGAUAACGGCAAUUCAGAGUAUGCUGGAUUUGUAAAUCCCGUUUUAGAACUUUCUGCAACAGACCAAAAAACUUCUGGUGUUGAUCAACAAGUGAGAUAAUGAAAUUGGCCAUUGGGUGCCUAGCAGAAUGGUUGAAGUUGGAAAACCUACAAACCUGUAUUGUGCACAAUCUUGUAAUCACUGCUGCUGCUGCUGCUGCAAAGCCUCCUUUUACAAUAAGGAAAUAAUGCAGUGACUGGUCUUGGUGACUGAGCUCCAGAUUUCUAUAAAAAAGAAGGAAUCUACGCUACCUUAUGUCUAUUAAACAAUAUGGUUUGCUAACAAUGUGGUUUGCUAUCUGAACUGAAUUGUAAGUGCAAUUUUUAUAAUUACCUUUUAAAUGUUUAUACUUGAAUGAUUCUAUUAUGUCUGUUUUUAGGUUUAAGCAUACAGCACCCUGCAUUAAAUAUAGUGUUACAGCUUAAUGUUUUAAUCAAUUGUCCUAUUUCAGUCUUUGGUUAUUUUUUUUUCUUUAAAUACAGUGGUACCUCGAUACUUAUCAUGAAUUGAUUCUUGCAGGUGUGAUGAGUACCAAAUUAAUUUUUCCCAUAAGGAAUAAUAUGGUGAGUCACAAGGCAGCCAACACAGACAAGUUCUAGCUUAUGCAUUGAGUACCAAACGAUAAGUACCAGGACAAAAUUUUCGUAUCAAAAUGCAUUGAGUACCAAAUUUGAUAAGUUUCAAAGCAAUUGAGUACCAAAGUACCGCUAUACCUUCAUUAGCAUAAUUUCAGCAGGAAAUCUGAUCACCACCUUUGUACCUGAAUUAUGAAACUAGAAAUAGGAAUUCGGCUAUGGCUUCCCAAGAAACAUAGGAUGCUGCCUUACAUUGAGCCAGUCUAUUGAUCUAUAGCCCAAUGUUCCAAGCAUUGGGACUACUUUCCCAGUUCUCUGGUGUUUCAAGCAAUUCCUGGAUUUAUCUGGAAAUGUUGAGGACAACAUGGUAAAAGCAAACUUCAUGUUCUGUUAUUCAGCUAAGGCAUCCCUAAUAGUUAUACUUUUUUUUAGUUCAAUUUGUUUUGAAAAUUAAAUUUUGGAAUGUAUUUUUUCUUUAUUCUUCCUGAUGUUUUACUGAGAUUAAAUCUCAAGCACAAUGUCUUACAUCUGAAAGCAUUUUAUUUAUAAAGCUAAAACAUUAUAAAUAAAAUUUAUCAUGGCAGUAAUGAGCCAUGUAACUACAAAAAUUUGGAAGUAUUAAAGACAUCUUUCUUUUAAAACGUUGGAUAUCAAAAUGCAGAGGUUUGCAUUUUUAAGGUUCCACUGUUCUUCCAAAUUAAAAUGAUAAACACUUAUAAUACAAAGUAGUUACUUAAUUUUUAAAUUGUGUAAAAUUAAUAUUGCAUAAUAAUUGGUAAUUUAGUGCUCUUCUGAUUUGUAAAGUAUAGAUAGCAUGGAUACUGUCUGUGGCUGAAUCAAUGCAAAUGCACAUUCCAAUCAAAGUAUAUCUUCUUGAAGUAUGUGAAACAUUCCAUUGUUGUAAUUUAAUUAACUUCAGUUUAUCAGAUUUAAUAACGUGUGAAAAUGAUAGAGUGAUGGCACCAUUAUUCAAAAAUGUUACUAUUACCAGUAUGGUUUAAUCCUCCCAAAAUCCUUGUACUUAAUUGAUUCUAACCAUUGAGACUAGAAAAUGCUUCUCAUAAAGCUGUUUUUCUGAUGAGACAAAAACUGUUUUGGAAUGAUGGUUACAUUUGUAUGAUAAAGCAGACAUGUCUCUCUUACAAGUAUCUGAUUCAUAACCAUUUUCAGAGUGUAACAAUACAGUACUGUAAAUCAGGGAACAGCAGUAUUUGCUUUCCUAUCUCCUUGAGUUGUUGAACUUCAUUUUGUUCUACUAGUCAUGCUCUAAGCUUCCUAACAAGAGUUUUCUUGCAAUGCAUUAACAAUGAAAUACCAUAGACACACAUAGACAACAUGAUGGCUUCUAGCAGCUGCUUCUACAGUAGAAAGGAAAACCAGAACUGUAAUACUGAAAAUUAUUUAUUUGUUUUUAAAAGUUUAUUUCUUUCAAGUUAAGCUUGACCCACAAAAAAAAACAACAACCCAGCCUUGAUGGAUAUGAAAAAAACCAAGUUACUUUCUCCCACCCACCCACUUCUUUUUUGCAACACUAUAGAAGUUGCAUGAAUAGAAGAAUAGCAUUUUUUUUUAUUGGCCAAGUGUGAGUGGACACACAAGGAAUUUGUCUUAGUGCAUAUGACAUGACAGUUUUCUUCCAGUAUUUUUCCCCACUUGUGUUUAGACUACAGCUAUGGUACUGAAUAGAAUCUCUGUCCUAAGUACUACUCAGAUCUGACCUUAAUUGGGUUCCAAGGACUGACAAAGUUAACCAGAGCUGCCAGCUGCUGAACAAAAGCUGAACAUCUCUUGCACCUUUGCUACCAAAGCAAUAGUGGUUUCUAAAACUACUAAAAUGCAUACACUAAUAUAUUCUACUUGGUAGGCUUGUGCUUGGCAUUUGUCUCUUUGCUGCUCUGUAACAAACUUUAUUAUUGCCACAUUAAUUCAUUAACUCUUUUAUAGAUUAAUGUAUACGUUGAUUCCAGAUGCAGAAUAUUUAUUUACAUUAUUCACAUCUCCAGAGUUAUGGGUUUGAAGAAGUCAGCGACAGUAAAGUUAUGUUUAUAUGUAAAAAUUUAAUUAAUGUAUACCAAAUCACCAUUUGAUUUCUUUUCCUGUGCCUUUUAUGUUUAAAUUAAAAGAUAGAUUUUACCAUU
Molecule: messenger RNA, 3879 nt
Organism: Ahaetulla prasina
Lineage: Eukaryota; Metazoa; Chordata; Lepidosauria; Squamata; Colubridae
Gene: AP1AR
Product: adaptor related protein complex 1 associated regulatory protein
Exons: 10
Coding region: 318-1226 (302 amino acids)
Biological process (GO): negative regulation of substrate adhesion-dependent cell spreading; negative regulation of cell motility; regulation of Arp2/3 complex-mediated actin nucleation
Molecular function (GO): AP-1 adaptor complex binding
Source: RefSeq, a predicted model, not a curated record